Andrographis paniculata is the source of this 1071-nucleotide messenger RNA. Its product is annotated as NAC domain-containing protein 79-like. The record is from RefSeq and is a predicted model, not a curated record. Lineage: Eukaryota; Viridiplantae; Streptophyta; Magnoliopsida; Lamiales; Acanthaceae. The transcript has 3 exons. Gene Ontology annotation, biological process: regulation of DNA-templated transcription. Bases 197 to 970 code for a protein of 257 amino acids. Gene Ontology annotation, molecular function: DNA binding.
CAUUCCUUUCUCUCCCCCAAACCUUUUUUAAAUCUUCUUUAAUUUAUAAUUAUUUUCACAUUUUCCUACACUUUCUGCUCCAUCACUUCGCCUGAUUUUUACCCAACAGCCCUAGGAUUUAAAUAACUACGUAUUCUUCAUAAAUUGGGGUAAAAAUAAAAUAAUAAAUUUACAGUAAUUAGGGUUUUGGACAGCCAUGGAUCAUCAUCAUCAUCAGCAGGAGCAAAUCGAACUUCCGCCGGGAUUCCGAUUCCAUCCGACGGACGAGGAGCUGAUCACUCAUUACCUGACGCAGAAGGUUCUCGACGGCGGCUUCUCCGCCGCCGCCAUCGGCGAGGUCGACAUGAACCGGGUGGAGCCAUGGGAGCUGCCGUGGAGGGCGAAGGUCGGGGAGAAGGAGUGGUAUUUCUUCUGCGUUAGAGACCGGAAGUAUCCGACCGGGCAGCGGACGAACCGGGCGACGGCGGCGGGUUAUUGGAAGGCCACCGGAAAAGAUAAGGAGAUUUUCCGGGGGAAGGAGCUAGUAGGGAUGAAGAAAACCCUGGUUUUCUAUACGGGUCGGGCCCCGAAUGGUAGGAAAUCUAAUUGGGUCGCCCACGAGUACCGCCUCGCCGUCGCCGGAAAACCCGACAAGAAUGAUUGGGUCAUUACCCGGGUGUUCAAGAAGAAUCCGGGUGGGCAGAAAGUGCAUAUUUCAGGGCUGAUGGAGUCGGGUUCGGGUUCGGGUUUGGGCUCGGGUGAUCAGGGUGGUCACGUGCACUGCUUCUCCAAUUCUUCGGCGGCCUGUUUUGUGAAUCCUGCUGAGUCGGACUCGUUUUCCGGCGGGCCGUUUGGGUUCCCUGACGGCGCCGGCGGCCUGGAUUCUGGUGUGGUUAUGGAUUAUGGAUUCAGACACGUGCCAGGAAUUGGGGAUUCUUCUGGUGUGUCUGAAACUGGGAAGAAAUUGUUUGAUUGCAUAUGGAGUUACUGAAAGCUGUAAGAAUAUUUUCUUAUUUUUAUUUUUAUUUUUAUUAUUAAUAUUAUUGAAGACGAUGAGGAGGACACCUAUAAAUUAUUAUUUCUCUUCCUUAA